GCCGCUCCCGCAACCCGGAAGUUGAUGCGCGGACGCUUUUCCCUUCGGUUUGAAAACAUGGCGUCGGAAGCAGACGCGGCCAGUGCAGCCACAACGGAACCGGACACCGGGGACGGUGAUGCUGCGUUCAGAGAACUUCCCGCCAGCGUGGACACGGAGUCACCCGGCGGCAAAGAGGGAAUGGAAGCCGCCGGCGAGGGGUCGGAGGCCGCCGACGCUCUGACGGGCUCCGGGGACGAGGAGAGCGGGCGGCAGCUGGGCGACGUGGAGCUGCAGUGUGCGCUGUGCAUGAAGUGGUUCACCGCCGACACGUUCGCCAUCGACACGGCGACCUGUCUGCCCUUCAUGACCAACUACGUGUUCCACUGCAACGUGUGCCACCACAGCGGCAACACCUACUUCCUCCGGAAACAAGCCAACCUGAAGGAGAUGUGCCUCACGGCGCUCGCCAACCUGACGUGGAGGUCCAGGACGCAGGACGAGCACCCGAAGACGAUGUUCCCCAAAGACAAGGACAUCAUCCCCUUCAUUGAUAAGUACUGGGAGUGCAUGACGACCCGCCAGAGACCCGGGAAGCUCACGUGGCCCAACAACAUCGUCAAGGCGAUGAGCAAAGAGCGGGACGUGUUCCUGGUGAAGGAGCACCCGGACCCCGGCAGCAAAGACCCGGAGGAGGAGUACCCCAAGUUCGGCCUUUUGGACCAGGACCUGGGGACCAUCGGACCCUCGUACGACUCACAGAAGCAGACCAGCGCUGCGCCCGCGGCCGGAGGCCUGAACGGUGGAUCCUCCUUCUCAGGCGCGUUGGCUCCUGGCCCCGUUAAAGGACGGGGGCCCAAACGUAAACAGCAGCAGCAACAGGAGGUUUCUGCAGCCGGAGCCACCAAGAGACCCCGAAGGUAGGAGACCCUCACACACACACGACCCCUGUUCUCGGCCCAGCGCCUCCCCCUCUCGACUGACCCACUAGAGCACCCCUUUAACAAAGACGGGUACCGCUACAUCCUGGCGGAACCGGAUCCGCACGCCCCGGACCCCGAUAAGCUGGAGCUGGACUGCUGGGCCGGCAAGCCGAUCCCCGGCGACCUGUACAGGGCGUGUCUGUACGAGCGCGUGCUGCUGGCGCUGCACGACCGAGCGCCGCAGCUGAAGAUCUCCGACGACCGCCUGACGGUGACCGGCGAGAAGGGUUACUCCAUGGUGCGCGCCUCCCACGGCAUCCGCAAGGGCUCCUGGUACUUUGAGGUCACCGUGGAGGAGAUGCCGCCGGACACGGCAGCCAGGCUCGGGUGGUCUCAGCCGCUCGGAAACCUCCAGGCGCCUCUCGGCUACGACAAGUUCAGCUACUCGUGGCGCAGCAAGAAGGGGACGCGGUUCCACCAGUCGAUCGGGAAGAGCUACUCCUCCGGCUACGGCCAGGGAGACACGCUGGGCUUCUUCAUCCAGCUGCCGGACGCCACGGAGACGGCCAAGGCGCUGCCGGACACCUACAAGGACAAGGCGCUCAUCAAGUUCAAGAGCUACCUGUACUUCGAGGAGAAGGACUACGUGGACAAAGCGGAGAAGAGCCUGAAGUCCAUGAGCUCCAGCAGGAUAAUAUUCUUUAAAAAUGGCGUGAGUCAGGGCGUCGCCUAUGACAACCUGUACGAGGGGAUGUACUUCCCCGCCAUCUCCCUCUACAAGAGCUGCACGGUUUCGGUCAACUUUGGGCCUCAUUUCAGACACGCGCCGAAAGACCUCAAGUACCAGCCGAUGAGCGACAUGGGCUCGGGCGCCGUGAUCGAGCACACGCUGGCUGACAUGCUGUUCCACGUGGAGACGGACGUGGACGGACGACGCAGCCCCCCGUGGGAGGGAUGAGCCCCCCGUCCCCCCCUGUCCCCCCACCAUCAAAUGACACAAAUGUAAAAUCAGUCCCCUGCGGCUCAGAGGACUCGUGUUUCACAGACGGGAAGUUAAAGGUUAAAAGGUGAUGAAACUAAAGGCGUAGUGUCUGUAGAGACGACCCCCCCCCCCCCCCCGAUUUGUCUCCCCGUCUCUUUUUGCUCGUUUUAUUUUACAGUUUUUUACUCCUGGUUAAAUAAAUAAAUAGUAAAUGGACAAAGUUGAGCUCUUUCAUGAAUUGUGGAUUUUAAAGUUAAAGCCUUGAUAAUUAUGUUAAACAAAUGUUAUCAAUGUGUAUUGAAGUCAAAGGAGACUAAACCAAAAUAUUACAAUACAGUACCAGUACCACAAGUCUUAAACUUGUGACUGGUACUUAAAGCAAAUUAAAUGUUCAGAAGUUGAAGAGAAAGUAUUAAUAUUAAUACAUGUUUAUUACUUUUAAGAAUUGAGGAUAAAUCUCUUACCAAAAUUGUUCCACAAUAGUAACUAAAUUGAGAAAUGGUUCCCGUUCGGUACAAAGAAUUAACACCUUAUUACAAUCUGCAAAUGACUCUUGAUUUAUUCCCUCAGUAAACGUUGUAAACAUGA
This is a messenger RNA of Gasterosteus aculeatus aculeatus (three-spined stickleback), 2472 nucleotides long. NCBI's taxonomy places the organism in Eukaryota, Metazoa, Chordata, Actinopteri, Perciformes, Gasterosteidae. The record is from RefSeq and is a predicted model, not a curated record.